AUGCUCGCCAAGAAGCGCAACCUCAAGGAUUGGAUACAGCGGGCUUCCUCCGAGCCACAACAGGAACCAUACGACUCGGACGACGAUCUCGCUCCUGCAAAGAUGAGCGUCUCGGGCGACGAGCGAGAUGCCGUCGAUCCCAUCCAGAGCUGGUCGCCAUUUUCAGAGGCUGCUCAAAUCCACCUCAAUAGCACAAGCACACGAGAGCGCAUCGACUUUCUUGAACGAGAUGCUCUCAAGGCCGCCGAGUUGUCAGAGCUUCAACCCGUCCAAAGAGCAGAGCUUCUAACCAUAAUCCUUCGCACCUACGCCAAAUACAUCGACCGACAAUCUCGACUUGCUUCCCUCAAUGUCUUUUCCAAGCUCAUUCAGUUCGACGAAGCUGCUGCUCCACCAGAGUCAAAUGGCCCCGUAGCAAAGCAUGCUCUUGCAUGGCUCAAACGAGAGUCUGAGCGCAUCUGCAAAAUUUCACCGAAUGCAUCCUCCAUCACCUCUCUUGCAACCAUUGCAGCUCUGCACGCCUACGUCUGUGCCCUCUACUCCACACUCUGUGCUUGCCUCAUAUCAGCCGGUGACAACGCACCAAAUCCAGCAGCCUUGCCAACAUGGGAGUCCCUCGUUCAGGUCUUGGCUAUGACCUACGAUGCCAUUCUCGCCGACACAGCUGGAAGGAAGAGCGUCAGAAAGAAUGCUGUCACCCUCACAAGACGAACACUGCGAAAUGCACACCCAUGCCUUCCUCAACUCAUGCGUACCAUCUCUGCUAUCUCCACUCCGGCUACUGCUCUGCGCUCUGCCUCCCUCCUCGGAGAAGCUGUUGGCGUCUGCGUAAGACUGCGAGCCGGUUCAGAGCAGGUCAAGGGUGCUCCCCAUGGUAUUGGCUGUGGAUACGUCAAGGACGCCAAGAAGGAGAUCCUCAACUUCUACAGCACUCAACUUGUCGCCUCCAAGACAGCUGUCCCUGAUCAUGCUCUCCGUGCGUUAGACGACUUUGUUGCGGACCAAGUCACGGAAGAAGAUCUUGCAUCGACACUUCGACCACAACUUCAAAAGAUGCUGCUUCGCUCGCCUGAGGUCGCACUUCCCAUCGCAACAAGACUCUUUGCUGCCGUCAAGGUCGACGUUGGCCCCCAUGUCAAGCCUCUACUCGACCCUCUCUUUUCGGCUUCUCGAUCCACCAAUGCGGCUACCAGGUCAAAGGCAUCCGACUUCUUCUCGGCCCUCUCCACUCGCAUUCGUGACGAUGACUCCGCCAAGGCUACCGUCGUUGACGAGCUCAUCGCCCUCCUCAAGGGCGGCAAGGCAGCCACACCUGAAGCGCGAACUUCCGUCUACGUCAUGCUUUCCUCUGUUGCGCCAGGCGAGGCGGCCAAGAGCUCCAACAUCAUUCAAGUUGUCUCGUCACUGCUUCCGAAAGAAGCACAAGAAGCCUCCAUGCACGCAGCCCUCUCAUGUAUCACACAUCACCUUCUCUGGCUCAUCGCCGAGGCUGACACCGUGCCGCCUGCCGCUGUCUCUACUGCUCUUGCCAAGGAGAUGCAGAACUCCAAAGUACCUAUCAGGAAAGCUGUCUGCCUCGCCAUCGGCGAGCUCUUCUGGUCCAUGACCGACUCCAAGUCUGCAACAGCCGCCGUGCGCACCUUCUCCGAGUCGCUCCUCCCUGCUUUUGAGGCAAACCUCAAGAAUGCUUCUACCAACCCACUCACCGCGCCCGGUGGUCCAUUGGAAGGCUACAUCGCAGCUGCUGUGCUGCAAGGUCGUCUCGCCAGCAUCGGUUCCGACAAGAUCAACAACGUCGUGCGCAAGAACGCUGCACUCGAGGGAAUUCUCGUGGUUGAUCCCAAGCCAUCUUUCCUCCUCGCUGACAAGGUCUUCCGCAAGAUUGCCACUCCCGAGGAAGAGACGUGGCUCUCACGUGCUUUGCAAGCUAUUAUCGCUCGCCGUUCUAAGGCUUUGGCUGCCGACAAAGCCGUACAGGUGCAGGUCGCUCUCGCUUUGAUCCACCUUCUCUUCCAUGCAACAGGACCCAACUCAAAGCGAUCUGUCUUAGAGUUGGUGCAGGACCUUGCCCAAGUCGAGACCAUCCUCACGCACCACAUCAUCACCUCUGGUAUCUCGGCUUUCCUUCAGCAGCCACCAGCAACCGCCAGUGCCGCUACUUUGUCAUCAUCCAAGCCUAAUGGAGCAGCCUCAACCGCAUCUGCAUCUAGCUCUGCAGCCGCUGCUGAGACCGAAGACGCAAAGCCAUCUGCCGAGACUCGUGCACGCGAUCUUCGCCGCCUGCUGUCUGCCGCUUCCACCUUCUCCGAAGAGCUUGACACCGAGGCGAGGAAGAAGGCCCUUGUCGACACGCUCCUCCUUGCACAUCACACCGACCUGCUCGACCGCGACACCUCUUGCUUCAUGGACCUUACCUUCAAGGCCAAGAUCCUUCCCAUUGACCUCAUCACAUCCAAGCAGCAGGACCUUAUUUCCGUCGUGCGUGCUGCCCUUGAUGACGAACGCAUGCGAGAGGCUGGUUUCGCUGCUCAAACAACCCUCGUUCGUCUGGCACCGGACUCGGUCAUGGCCGAGCUCGUCUCUCAGGUGGAGGCAGACACGCCUUUGGACGACCUGCAUGCGCUCACACAGGAUGAGUUGGGCAUGUGGCGCACCGAGCCAGGCAGUCUUUACAUUGACGUGCUUUCCAACUCCAAUCAAGACUCGAUCGACAAGAACAACAAGAAUGCGAAGAUGGAGCAGUGGGAGAAAGAGCUCCGUGCCGACAUCGCAAAGAAGAAGGCGGCGCAGAACAAGACCCUCACCAAAGAGCAGAAGGAUGCAGUUGACGCUCAGUCCAAGAUCGAGGCACAAGCUCGUGCCAAGAUUGAAGAAAUCCGUUCUAGAUAUGUGCGCUGUCUCCGUACCGUUUCGUCGAUCGUCGGUGCACGCACAGAGGAGAUUGAGGGCUACAUGCAAACGCUUGUUAACUUUGUUCUGCGCACAUUCGAGGUACCACAAGCCCGCCUCUUGUUCGAGAAGGAGGUGAAGGAGGCAUUCUGGGCCCUGUCGAGCUGCUGCUCGAUCCGCCUCGAGGCCUAUUCGAUGUUUGUUGGCGUUGCUUUGUUGCGAACGAUCGACGAGGAGUUGGUCCAGGAAGACUUCCGGGUCGAACCCAUCAACGAGCUCGUGCUGCGCAUCCUCUACCGACUCCGCUCCUUGUCGGAGCAGUCGCCGCUGGAUGCAGGCACUGUUGCUUUCAUCGACCCUUUGAUUGUGCGCAUCGUUCGUGCCGGUGGGUUCGGCGUGGAUCCUGAAGACACCGACUCGGUGCUCGAGCAGAUUCAGCUUUCGCUCGACUUCAUCGAUUUCCACGGCUCUGCCUGUGAUGACAUGCGAUACCCUCGCUCCUCGUUCAUCGACAGCCUGGUCACUAUCGUCGCUAAGCACACACAGAUAUCUAAGGAUGCCGUCUCGGCUCUGCGUGACAUCGGUGAGGCACUCAGAACAACUGCCUUGCCUGCCGAGAUCCAAAAGCUGCUCUCCAACACCAUGGUGGAUGAAGUCUACGUGCGUAAUGGCUGUCUGCAGGCCAUCCAGCCACUCGAUCUUACCGACCUCGAGUUCCCCGUCGAGCUCUGGCUUGCAUGCCACGACCAAGACGAGGAGAACGCGCGACUUGCCGAGAAAGCUUGGGAGGAGAACGGCUUGGACGUGCCAGAGUCGUUUGCCGAUCCUUUGAUUGCGCUGCUUGAGCACAAGAACGCUUACGUCCGUGACAGCUGCGCCCCUGCUCUCGCUGCAGCUACCGAGCAGCACCCAGAGCAGGUCUCUUCGGUCGUUGGAAAGCUCUGCAGCUUGUACAAGCAAAGGAACAAGGUGCUCGCUCCCGAGUACGACCGCUUUGGUAUGGUCAUCGAAUCGACCAAGAAUCGACAGGACCCAUGGCAGACACGUGCUGCUGUUGCUGUGGCACUUCGUCACUUGGCUCCUUACUUGCAGGGUUCCGAUGUGCCAUCGUUCUUCGAGUUCAUGAUCGAUGGUCAGGCGCUUGGAGAUCGCAGCGAAGAGGUGCGACCUAGCAUGCUCGAAGCUGCUACCGCUGUGAUCGACUUGCACGGCAAGGAGCAUCUCACCAAACUCAUCACCAUGUUCGAGGCCUUCUUCAGCAACUCAAGCGGAUCGACCGCUGACGAUGGCAUCACUGAAGCUGUCGUCAUUCUGCUUGGUCGCGAAGCUCGCCAUCUCGACCCUAAGGACCCUCGUGUCAGCAAAGUCGUCGACCGUCUCAUCGAUGCUCUCAAGACUCCUUCCGAGCUGGUUCAGUCUGCUGUUGCGGACUGUCUGCCUCCACUUGUGCGGGCCAUCAGCAAAGAUGUGCCACGCCUCUUCGAUUCCCUCUUCAAGGAGCUCUUUGAUGGUGCCAAGUAUGCUGGACGCCGUGGUGCCGCCUAUGGUCUUGCUGGUCUCGUCAUGGGUCGGGGUAUCGGUAGUAUCAAGGAGUUCCAUGUGAUGGGAAAGCUUGCUGAAGCCUUCGAGGACGCAAAGAACCCCACUCGCCGUCAGGGUGUCAUGUUCGCCUAUGAGACGUUGACACUCACGCUCAAGCGUCUCUUCGAGCCUUACAUCAUCAGUAUCUUGCCGCACAUGCUUGCUGGAUUCGGUGAUGUAUCAAGCGACAUUCGGGAGGCGACACAGGACGCAGCCAAGGCGAUCAUGCAAAACGUCUCUGGUCACUGUGUCAAGAUCAUCCUCCCGACAUUGCUCUCUGGUCUUGAUGAGAAGCAAUGGAGGACCAAGAAGGGUGCCAUCGAGCUGCUUGGUGCUAUGGCAUACUGUGCUCCCAAGCAGCUUUCGCUCUCACUGCCGACCGUCAUUCCUCGACUGAGCGAGGUGCUGACUGACUCUCACACUCAGGUCCGCACCGCGGCCAACAAGAGUCUGAAGCAGUUCGGCGAGGUCAUCAACAACCCAGAAAUCAAGCAGCUGGUACCAGUGCUGCUCAAGGCGCUCAUCGAUCCCAACACCAAGACAGGUGCGGCUCUAAAGGGCGUUCUGGAGACGAGCUUCGUUCACUACAUCGACUCUCCCUCGCUCGCCCUUGUCAUCCCCAUCAUCGACCGUGGUCUCAAGGAGCGCAGUGCUACCAUUCAGAAGGAUGCUGCCCGGAUCGUCGGCAACUUGGCUGGUCUUACCGACUCGAAAGACUUCGUGCCUUACUUGGGCAAGCUCAUCCCCAUGGUACGAUUGGUCCUCAUCUCACCGGUUCCCGAAGCACGAGCUGUGGCUGCCAAGGCGCUUGGUACUUUGGUCGAGCGUCUCGGGGAAGUGCACUUUGUCGAUUUGGUCCCCUCGCUUCUUGCCGUUCUGCGAUCCGAGGCUACUGGUGUCGACCGACAGGGUGCCGCUCAGGGUCUUGCCGAAGUGUUAGCAGGUCUCGGUAUGGAGCGCAUGGAGAACUUGCUACCAGAGAUCAUCAACAGUGCCUCCGACCCCAAGCCGUACGUUCGAGAAGGUCACAUCUCUUUGCUCAUCUACCUGCCCGCAACGUUCGGUCACCGGUUCGCUCCUCACUUGGGUCGCAUCAUUCCUCCCAUCCUGAGUGGUAUUGCGGACGAGGCGGAGACGGUGCGCGAGGCAUCGAUGCGUGCUGGUCGCAUGAUCAUCGCCAACUACUCGUCCAAGGCUGUCGACUUGCUGUUGCCGCACCUCGAGACUGGUCUCUUCGACGAAACGUGGCGUAUCCGAAUGUCGUCGUUGCAACUCACUGCCGAUCUUCUCUUCCGUCUGUCCGGUAUUUCGGGCAAGAACGAGGUGGAAGAGGAAGGCAUCGAAGAGGAAAUGGAGCAGUCGGUCGCCAACAACUCGGUACAGCGUGCUCUCAUCGAGGCUCUCGGUCAGGAGCGACGCGAUCGCAUCUUGGCUUCGAUCUACAUCGUUCGACAGGAUCCCAACAUUCCUGUGCGCCAAGCUGCGAUUCACACAUGGAAGGCAUUGGUGCACAACACUCCCCGAACUGCACGAGAGGUGUUGCCUACGAUGCUUGACAUUCUCAUCAAGUCGCUUGCAUCCAACGGCGACGAGAAUCGCGAGAUGGCCGCCAGGACACUGGGAGAACUGGUCAAGAAGCUCGGCGAAAAGAUCUUGCGCGAGACCAUCCCAAUCCUGCGUAUGCGUGGUGCCACUUCGGAAGAUGCCAAGACUCGAUCGGGUGUCUGCUACGCUGUCACCGAGAUCUUGGCCAACUCGACCAAGGGUCAGCUGGAAGACCACGAGGAUGCCAUUAUUGCGGUGGUGCGUCACGCGCUUGUCGACGAAUCCCAGUCUGUGCGACAUGCGGCUGCUCAGGCGUUCGAUGCUACACAGACCUACAUCGGACCUCGUGCUAUUGACGAGACGAUCCCAACACUGCUCGAGGCGCUUUCGGACACAAGCGGUGGUACUUCGGAGACAGCCUUGGCUGCAUUGCGCGAGGUCAUGCGUGCUCGUUCGGACGUCGUAUUCCCUGUCUUGGUGCCAACGCUCAUUGCUCAGCCCAUCACUUCGUUCAACGCCCGCGCGUUGGCAGUGUUGGUGCGUGUCGCAGGCUCUGCACUCAACCGUCGUCUCUCCAGCAUCCUCAAUGCCCUCUCGAAAGCUCUCGACACGGAGAAGGACGAGACGAUUCAUGCCGAUCUGCAAGCUGCCGUCGAGGCGCUGCUUGGCUCCGUCUCAGAUGUUGACGGUCUGCACCAGACCAUGCUUCUGUUGCUCGGAUGGGCAGGGUCCAACACUUGGCCUCAGCAGCGCGUUGCCGGAUGUGGCUUCUUCAAGGUUUUCUGCCAGGUCAAGAAGCCGUCGGUCGAUGUUUGGGACUAUCUUGUCGACUGGUUGCGCAAGCUCGUCUCGCUGCUCGACGACCCCGUGGCCGACGUAGUUGAUGCGGCAUGGGAAGCCUUGGAUGCAUGCCUCAAGACGGUUGGCAAGGACGAGUUGGAAGGACUCGUGGUUCCCUUGCGUCGCAGCUUGGAAAACACAGGUGCUCCAGGUCGCAAGCUCGCUGGUCUUUGCCGACCCAGAGGUGCUUCGCCCUUGGUGCCAGUGUUCCUUGCUGGUCUCAUGAACGGCACUCCCGAUCAAAGACAGAAUGGUGCAUUGGGGCUUUCGGACAUUGUGGAGCGUACUCCAGCAGACGUGGUCAAGCCGUUUGUCACCUCGAUGAUCGGUCCUCUCAUCCGACUGUGUGGCGAUCGUCACCCUGCUCCCGUCAAGGCUGCUAUUCUUACCAGUUUGGACACGAUGGUUCGACGUAUUCCUGCGCUUGUACGACCUUUCUAUCCUCAGCUGCAGCGUUCGUACCAGAAGGCGGUUUCGGAUGGCUCGAGCGCAACUGUGCGCUCCAAGGCCGGUGUAGCACUCGGAAACUUGAUGGGUCUACAAACUCGUGUUGAUCCGGUGAUCGUAGAGCUCGUCCAAGGCGCACGCGCGGGUCUGGGCGAAAGCAGUGGAGGAAAUGCCGCAGCCAGUGCUGGUCUUGCCGGUGCUGCUGCAGGUGGUGCUACUGACCCUGCUGAACUCGCCGACUCGUUUGCCCUCGCUCUUGCUCACGUGCUUUCCAACGCUCCAGCCAAGAACGUCGGCCAAGGGAGCCGCGAUCAGGUGCUCGCUCUCAUCGACGCCACCUUUGAUGCUCGCAAUGCUAUCAAGGAUGCUUUCCGUCAAGGUAUGGCUGAAGUUGUAGCUUCGCUGAUCAAGCUGGAUGCUGACAUGGCAACGAGUGUUUUGCAGAAGCACGUUGUGGGUGGUGGAUCAGACGAUGUUGCGUUGCAGUCUCAGAUUGUACGUGCUUGUCUUGAGAAGGAUGCAGUGGCAUUGCACGACUUGGAGAUUGCAGAUGAACUGGUGAAGGCGGUCAUGUCAUGGAUCAGCCAAGGUUCGGCCAUUUCAAGACCAGCUAAAGAGUCAAGAGACCUUAUUAGGGAUUCAGAUGCUUGGAAGAAGGAAGCUAAGGCUGCGGAUUGGAUCUGA
Messenger RNA from Ustilago hordei, 7986 nucleotides. RefSeq lists its product as uncharacterized. Gene Ontology annotation, biological process: regulation of translation; cellular response to amino acid starvation. Bases 1 to 7986 code for a protein of 2661 amino acids. The transcript has a single exon. Gene Ontology annotation, cellular component: cytosol. NCBI's taxonomy places the organism in Eukaryota, Fungi, Basidiomycota, Ustilaginomycetes, Ustilaginales, Ustilaginaceae. Gene Ontology annotation, molecular function: protein kinase regulator activity. The record is from RefSeq and is a predicted model, not a curated record.